UUACGCCAUCAAUAUUGGUUAGAUAUUAGAAUGAGGAGUAGCUAGCUAGUAACGUGAUAGAUAUAUGUGAUAGAUAUUACAUAAAGUUAAAGUGUGGUACCGAACAUAUAUUUAUUAGCUAGCUAAUUGAAAAUAUAUUAAGCCAAAAGUGGAUACACACACACAUAAAAAUAAAAGAUGGAGGUCACUAAAGUUCUUCACAUGAAUAAAGGAAUGGGAGAUGCUAGCUAUGCCAAAAAUUCUCUGCUUCAGCAAAAGGUGAUCCUCAUGACGAAAUCAAUAACAGAUGAAGCCAUAUCUUCUCUCUACAACAACCUUUCCUCAAGAGAAACGAUAUGCAUUGCGGAUUUAGGUUGUUCUUCUGGACCAAACACUUUUUUGUCAGUCUCUCAAUUCAUUCAAACUAUUGAUAAAGAAAGAAAAAAGAAGGGACGUCAUAAGUCGCCGGAAUUUCAUGUUUUCUUGAAUGAUCUUCCUAGCAAUGAUUUUAAUACCAUUUUUCAAUUGCUACCAACAUUCCAUCAAAGUUUGAGGAAGCAAAAUAUGGGAGAAGAUGGAUUAUUAUUUGAUCCUUCAAAUUGCUUUGUGACAGGAGUUGCUGGUUCAUUUUAUACUAGACUUUUUCCUUCCAAUAGCCUACACUUUGUCCACUCCUCUUAUAGUCUUCAUUGGCUUUCUCAAGUUCCCGAUGGAAUAAAGAAUAAUAAGGGAAAUAUCUAUCUAACAAGUACAAGCCCAACAAGUGUUCAUAAAGCAUAUUAUGAGCAAUUUGAGAGAGAUUUUGUAACAUUUCUAAAGUAUCGCUCAGAAGAAUUGAUGAAAAAUGGGCGUAUGGUAUUGACCAUGUUGGGUAGAAAAAAUGAAGAUCGCUUCAGCCAAGGGUGUUCCUAUGAGUGGGAACUUCUGGCUACGACGCUCAAGCUUCUGAUUGCACAGCAAAAGGUGAUCCUCAUGACGAAAUCAAUAACAGAUGAAGCCAUAUCUUCUCUCUACAACAACCUUUCCUCAAGAGAAACGAUACGCAUUGCGGAUUUAGGUUGUUCCUCUGGACCAAACACUUUUUUGGCAGUCUCUCAAUUCAUUCAAACUAUUGAUAAAGAAAGAAAAAAGAAGGGACGUCAUAAGUCGCCGGAAUUUCAUGUUUUCUUGAAUGAUCUUCCUAGCAAUGAUUUUAAUACCAUUUUUCAAUUGCUACCAACAUUCCAUCAAAGUUUGAGGAAGCAAAAUAUGGGAGAAGAUGGAUUAUUAUUUGAUCCUUCAAAUUGCUUUGUGACAGGAGUUGCUGGUUCAUUUUAUACUAGACUUUUUCCUUCCAAUAGCCUACACUUUGUCCACUCCUCUUAUAGUCUUCAUUGGCUUUCUCAAGUUCCCGAUGGAAUAAAGAAUAAUAAGGGAAAUAUCUAUCUAACAAGUACAAGCCCAACAAGUGUUCAUAAAGCAUAUUAUGAGCAAUUUGAGAGAGAUUUUGUAACAUUUCUAAAGUAUCGCUCAGAAGAAUUGAUGAAAAAUGGGCGUAUGGUAUUGACCAUGUUGGGUAGAAAAAAUGAAGAUCGCUUCAGCCAAGGGUGUUCCUAUGAGUGGGAACUUCUGGCUACGACGCUCAAGCUUCUGAUUGCACAGGAAUCAAUAGAUGAAGAAAAAGUGAAUUCAUUCAAUAUUCCUUUAUACAAUCCAUCUCCAUCAGAAGUGAUGUAUAUAGUUGAAAAGGAGAGAUUUUUCACCAUUGAUAUCUUGAAAACUUCAGAAAUUCAAAGGAAUUCUUGUGAUGAUGAGAAAUACGAUAUGGCAAAAAGCUUUAGAUCUGUGGCUGAACCUUUACUAGUUAGCCAUUUUGGCCAUGAUGAAUUGAAUAUGGAUCAAGUUAUCCACAAGUAUAACCAAGUAAUUGCCAACGAUCGCAAGGCGAUGGAAAAAAUUAUGUUCGUAAAUGUCACUGUUUCGUUGACCAAUAUAAAUUAGCUAGGGCAUGCAAUUCAUGCAUCGUCACGAACCCUGGCCCUAGUAAUAUAUAUCCCGACCCUUGUGAUAUUGUAAUAAUAAUCUUAUAUCUCAUAGAGAAUUAUGA
Solanum pennellii is the source of this 2065-nucleotide messenger RNA. Its product is annotated as salicylate carboxymethyltransferase-like. Gene Ontology annotation, biological process: methylation. Lineage: Eukaryota; Viridiplantae; Streptophyta; Magnoliopsida; Solanales; Solanaceae. Gene Ontology annotation, molecular function: S-adenosylmethionine-dependent methyltransferase activity. The coding region runs from base 178 to 1959 and encodes 593 amino acids. The transcript is spliced from 6 exons. The record is from RefSeq and is a predicted model, not a curated record.